GUGCUGUCUGUCAGGAAAUGGACUCCAACAAUAGCUCCUGUUUCACCUCUUUCAAUAUGCAAAUUCUUGCCGAGGUAUAUCAGGUGAUAACCCGGAAAACCAACUAAUAAAAAAGGAAGAUAUUUUUCGGCAAUACUAAGAGGUACUCCAGGGGUAGCCCUCCUCCUGUCUGUUUCACGAGCCUGGGUAUGACAAUGCAGCAGAACAGCAUCCAAACUGAGCUACAAAACCAGUUUAAUGAUGCUGUCAGCAGACUGCAGUCAAAACAGAUGUUUCAGUCAGACUGGGACAUUGCUUCCUUUGCUAUUUUUUUCAUCUUUAUAGGCACAGUCCUACUGCUUUUAACCCUGGUUCUCAUUCGCUGUUGCUGCUGCUGCUGCUGUGACUCAGAGAAGCCCCCCAGGACCAAAGUGGGUGUGGACAAUUAUGCACUGGAGCCGUAGAAACAGGGACAGUCGCUUGUGUUCAUCUGCUGAAACCUGUCAUGGAAUCAGGCAGGAAAAUGUGCAAAUUCCAAUAUUCCUUCUUACAACAUCCACCAUGGAUGGAAAAUAAAACCCAAACUGCGUGAAGGCUUCUAGGACAAAUGAUUUAACAACUGUUUAAAAAUGCUUUAGGGUAACAUCAGAAAUCUUUCCCAGUAAAGAAUGUGGUUAUGAAUUAUACUCUAUGAACUAUAUUUUCCACUUAUUACAUAAAAAUGUUUACUUACAUGAUUCAUAUAGAUUGUGUUUUUUUAGAAAAUUGAUUAAAAUAUGAUUAAAUUGACAACGAUGAAGCUUAGCCGUUGUGUUUUCCCAGACAGCCCCUAAAAAUUCCUUUGCUGGGUAGUUUUUGCAUUAAUACAUUGAAUACUCUUAUCAUCUCAGUAGUCACAAACAUCUUAAAAAUGAGGUGUCUGGAGAGUGUGUACCAGACAAGACUUAACAAUGUGCCAUGUGCAAAUAUCUCAUUGUGAAACAGCACUGCAGAAUUCUCAUUAAAAAUGUUUGAUGUAAA
Lepisosteus oculatus (spotted gar) is the source of this 999-nucleotide messenger RNA. RefSeq names its product small integral membrane protein 22 (gene smim22). NCBI's taxonomy places the organism in Eukaryota, Metazoa, Chordata, Actinopteri, Semionotiformes, Lepisosteidae. The record is from RefSeq and is a predicted model, not a curated record. Gene Ontology annotation, biological process: regulation of cell population proliferation.